Messenger RNA from Colletotrichum navitas, 666 nucleotides. RefSeq lists its product as uncharacterized. The record is from RefSeq and is a predicted model, not a curated record. NCBI's taxonomy places the organism in Eukaryota, Fungi, Ascomycota, Sordariomycetes, Glomerellales, Glomerellaceae. The coding region runs from base 39 to 410 and encodes 123 amino acids. The transcript has a single exon.
GAGCGAGCAGUCCAAUCCCACUUCGGACGAAGAGGCGGAUGGGUGGCAAAGCGUGCAAAGCGUGCAAAGCGUACAAAACUCCUAGCCGCCCGUUGCUAUUCUGGUGCAUGUCUUGGCUCUCGUUUCUUCUUUCACGCCAUUGCGCCGUCUCUUCCCCUCCCCCUCUUCUCCUCUUGUUCUCCAAUUGCGAUCGAUGGAUUGGAAAGCCUCGACGGACGGCCAUGGUACCAAAAAAAGGUCCGAGUUUGGCCUCCUCCUCAUCAUCAUCAUCCGUCCCCCUUACUCGACGACUUGACCGGUACCACCGUGUUUCCUCGUAUCUCGCAUCGCCUCGCACGGCAUCGACGCCCGAUGAUGCCACCGAGCAGCAAAGGGCCAAGACGAUGCAUGACGGACGGAAUGCCCACUAAAUGAGGGUGGAAGAUACGCAACCGGGGAUCCCGUGGCAAAUUUGCCAGUGACAGAGCCCGGGCCAGCUUGCGCUCCUAUGCCGGCGAACAUUCUGUUGUUAUCUAUCUACAUAGUAGCCCGCCGAGUUGGCUCUCGACAGGGGCGCCAGAGGAGACAGAGAGAGAGCAAGCAUAGCAGUCUGCAUCACUGGUGGGCGUCUUGGCGACACGAUCUACCGCCGAGUCGCCAAGCAGGAAAAUCCCUCUUCUCUCAACG